Hemibagrus wyckioides is the source of this 2541-nucleotide messenger RNA. RefSeq lists its product as uncharacterized. The transcript is spliced from 8 exons. Lineage: Eukaryota; Metazoa; Chordata; Actinopteri; Siluriformes; Bagridae. The record is from RefSeq and is a predicted model, not a curated record. Gene Ontology annotation, molecular function: dioxygenase activity. Bases 201 to 1610 code for a protein of 469 amino acids.
AUAUGACCCCAUUGUUUAUAUUCAUCCUCUCGUAGUGUUUUUUAAAAAAUUUUUUUAUUGUUUUUAUUUUGUUUGGUUAAGCAGUAUCGGCUUGAUUUUUCAUUUUUAUCAAACUUUACUAGCUGUACAUUGACGAAAAUGUCUGGGAAGACAUUAUUAGACUACCCUUAAAUAUCUCAGUCUGCAAUAAAUUUAAAGAAAUGCACUUUAAUAUUGUACACAGAGCUUAUAUAGCUCCAAAUAAAUAUAGCAAAAUAAAUAAUACUGCAUCACCCCAAUGUCCCAAAUGCAAUAACUAUAUCGGCAUAUUCUUUCAUUGUCUCUGGGAAUGCCCUAUGAUUGCUGACUUCUGGAAUGGUGUUUGUGAUAAACUAUCUAUAAUAUGUAAACAGAAGGUCACGGCUUCCCCGUUAAUUUGCCUGCUGGGUGUUUUGCCCUCCUCCUUUUCGGAACAUUCAGAUGUCUUUAAAUCCUUGCUUAUGUUGGGGAGGAAAUUAAUUAUGAAUAAAUGGAUCGGGACGGAACCCCCUCUUAUCGAGGACUGGAUAAUCUUGAUUAAAGAUACUAUACUUAUGGAAAAGAUUGGAUAUAUAUUGAAAGACAAAAUAAAAAAAGAACUUCAAAAAAAAAAAACUUUACCAGCUGUGUUUAGCCUACAAUUUUUUUGGACGAUGGAAUUCAUACCUGUGGUCGACUUCGCUGUCUACAAACUUGGUACCAGCGACGUCACUGACAAGAACUUGCAAGAGUUAGGCAAAGAAAUUCGAAAGGCCUUCAUUGAAGUGGGGUUUGUGUAUCUCAAAAACACUGGAAUAGAUCAGAAGGAGGUGGAUCGUGUCAUGGACAUUUCUAAGAAAUUCUUCCUGCUUCCUGAAGAACAGAAAAGGCCCUUCAGUAGGGGCAGUUACACAAGUAGAGUUAAUCACGGUUGGGUGUCCUCAGAAACAGAAAGUUUAAAUCCUCGACGUCCAGGUGACUUGAAGGAGGCCUUUAAUACUACAUCCCUGCACCCUGAUAUUAAAUGGCCCUCCGAUGGUUGUGAUGGCUUUCGUGAUAUCAAAGUCGACUUUUUCCUACGCUGUAAGGAGCUGUCUCUCCGUGUACUGAGGGUCAUGGCUCUCAGUUUAGGCCUGGAUUCAGAGUUUUUUCUCAAAGAACACUACGGCAUUGGAGGUGAUAAUAAUGGCACGACCCUGCGCACUCUGUAUUAUGCCCCGGUGAAGACUGAGAGUGUGAAGAAAGAUCAGAUCCGCUGUGGUGAGCACUCAGACUAUGGCAGCAUCAGUCUAGUCUUCCAGGGCAAACAGGAAGGCCUGCAGGUAUUAAAUCGCAAAGGUGAGUUUAUCUCAGCCCCAAGUAUCCCUGGAACAGUGCUGAUCAACAUUGCAGAUAUGAUGCAGAGGUGGACCAGUGACGUGUUUGUGUCUGCUGUCCACAGAGUUCUACUACCUCCUGUGGGUGACUCAAGUGCAAGGCAGUCGUUGGUGUUCUUUGUGCAGCCGGAUGAUGAUGCCAUCAUUACGUGUUGUGAUGGCUCAAACAAAUAUCCUCCAGUGAAAUCGCUGGAUUAUCUCCUGUCAAGAUUCAACGACACUUAUGGCAGGAAAUAGAAAUGUGCUUCUCCUUGUCAGCCGAUGAUCACAAAGUAAUUUAGUAACUGUGCAUGUGGGGUCUUUCUGCCUGGAAAAUUAGAGGUUUUAUUUCCAUAUUCAUAUUUUCAUUUUAUUUUUAAUGAGAAUGAAUGUGCUUUUAUCAAAUAUUCAUUAUUAAUUGUCUUUUUUAAUGUCCACACUGUUAAAUUUGACUAAUUGUUAAAUUUUGGUAAAUUAGAGACCUUCAUUACAAUAUUUCACUAUAUGUUAGACGUGUCUAAAGAUUUAUUUUAUUUCUGUAAAUUUGUUUAGCCUUAAUUAAAAAUAGUAAAAUAAUUAGUAGUCAGGGAAAAAUAUUUUUAGUCAGACCAACCAGCAUUUUAACUUAAAAAAAUCAUCUAUUUAUAAAUAUACUUAACAGUUGUAUUUUAAUAUUGACAUAUUACGGUAUAUUACCCUAACCCAAGUUUUGGGAUACUUCAAUAUAAUUGAAUUCAGGUGUUGUUUUUCAGGGGUUAGGUUUGGCCCCUUAGUUCCAGUGAAAGGAACUCUUAAUGCUUCAGCAUGCCAAGACAUUUUGGACAAUUUCAUGCUCCCAACUUUGUGGGAACAGUUUGGCGAUGACCCCUUCCAGUCCCAACAUGACUGCACAUCAGUUACAAAGCAAGGUACAUAAAGACAUGGAUGACCGAGUUUGGUGUGGGGGAACUUGACUGGCCUGCACAGAGACCUGACCUAAACUCUAAUUUUCCUAAUUGAUUUUGUACUAGUUUUGCUAAUUAGUUUUGUAGAAAUGGAAAAGGACAGACUUGCAUGUACCAGGUUCAUAUGUACAAUGUGUCUACUGCAUGAUAUUUUUAAAAGCUGUUUUUUGUGCAAAAACGUGUUUUCAGUAUACUCAUUGCCUUCCUAACAAAAGGUUAAAAAUAAAAGUAAUUGGUAAAUAUUU